Messenger RNA from Penaeus monodon (black tiger shrimp), 474 nucleotides. RefSeq names its product amyloid beta A4 precursor protein-binding family B member 1-interacting protein-like. The record is from RefSeq and is a predicted model, not a curated record. NCBI's taxonomy places the organism in Eukaryota, Metazoa, Arthropoda, Malacostraca, Decapoda, Penaeidae. The transcript is spliced from 2 exons. The annotation marks the transcript as partial.
GGUUUCCUCGGUCGAAGCUACCCCAAAAACCCCAUGGAUCUCCUAGGUCCCGUUCCCCCACGGCCCCUCCCUCCACCCAGGGUUGUACCCCCCCUCGCAGAAGAUGACAACCUGAAUUGGGAGGUCGGUCCCCACCCCCCCCCCUGGGAAAGCCCCGAGUUAGCCCGGAAUCCCGGAAUUAAUGCAAGUAAACCAGGUUUUCCCAUUGCCAGUUCCCCCCCCCCUCCCACGGUUGUAACCCGGCCGGUUGGACACGUGGGUUCCCUGGCCCCCAACCCCCCUUGGUACCCCAAUGGAUCCCGGCGAAGGAACCUGUUUUUGUUUCAAAAAGGGCCAAUCAAAGGCGAGAAUUUCCCCAAGGACCCUGGAGUAGGUCGGGGUCCCCAGAGAAAACCAAUUCAUGUUCCCCAUAAUGACCUUUUCUUGGCCCCCGGACCAACCCCGAUAUUUUUUAAUUGGACUAACGCUACCAAG